This is a messenger RNA of Sphaerulina musiva SO2202, 2686 nucleotides long. Its product is annotated as 3HCDH_N-domain-containing protein. Gene Ontology annotation, molecular function: oxidoreductase activity, acting on the CH-OH group of donors, NAD or NADP as acceptor; NAD+ binding. Gene Ontology annotation, biological process: fatty acid metabolic process. Bases 50 to 1063 code for a protein of 337 amino acids. Lineage: Eukaryota; Fungi; Ascomycota; Dothideomycetes; Mycosphaerellales; Mycosphaerellaceae. The record is from RefSeq and is a predicted model, not a curated record. The transcript is spliced from 5 exons.
UCUUUUCCUCUCCUCUCCCUUCCUCUCCCACGCCCCGCAAGCACCGCACAUGAUCAUGAUGCUCGCUCAACGCCUUCCUGUUGCUCCCCACGCCUGGCACCGCUUCAUGGCGCCGACAUGUUCCCGCGUGCGCUGCUUCUCGGGGACAUCAGCCGCCCUGAGCACGGGUACGGGUAGUUCGACAGAGGCCGCCACAGUCAAUCGACUGGGUGUCGUAGGCGCGGGACAGAUGGGCUUGGGCAUUGCCCUCGUAGCUGCCCGCGCUGCUCAAGUGCCCGUCACUCUCGUUGACACCUCGCAAGCCUCCUUGGACAAGGGGCUCGCCUUUGCCGACAAGUUGCUCGCCAAAGAUGUCUCCAAGCAGAAGAUCUCGCGCGAGGAUGCCGAUGCGGUGCGCGGCCGCAUCACUGCCACCACCAAAAUGGACACGCUGAGCAACGUCGACAUGGUCAUUGAAGCGGUGCCUGAGGUGGUCCAGCUCAAGACGAGCAUCUUUGCCGAGCUCGCUGCGACCUGUCCCGCCCAUGCCAUUCUGGCCACUAAUACCUCUUCUAUAUCGAUUACCAGAAUUGCUGCCGCCACUACCAAGGACCCAACCGAUCUCAGUGCCUCUUCUCGCGUCAUCUCAACCCACUUCAUGAACCCUGUCCCCGUCCAAAAGGGCGUCGAGAUUAUCUCCGGCCUCCAAACCUCUCCCUCCACCCUCGCUACUGCCUUGGAAUUCUGCCGCCGUAUGGGCAAAGUUCCCUCCACCUCUGCCGACUCCCCGGGCUUUCUCGCCAACCGUAUUCUCAUGCCCUACAUCAAUGAGGCCAUUAUCUGUCUAGAGACUGGCGUGGGCGAUGAAGCCGGAAUCGAUAGUAUCAUGAAGAACGGGACCAAUGUCCCUAUGGGCCCGUUACAGUUGGCAGACUUCAUUGGAUUGGAUACGUGCCUGAGUAUCAUGGAGGUUCUACACAAGGAGCUGGGUGACAGCAAGUAUCGACCUGCAGUCAGACUGCGGCUGAUGGUUGAUGCAGGCUGGCUAGGGAAGAAGAGCGGCAAGGGCUUUUACACGUACUAGGCGAAGAAGCCGAGCGGUUUGGUGCAGUGCAGCCCGGCAGCAGAAGGGGCGGAGAGGGUGACGUAGAUGAUGAAAGAGAGCGUGAAACGUCGAGGGGCAGAUCGUGUUGUGCUCCCUGACGGACGACGAGGGAGAUGAAAAUGGACGAAUGAAAGAGCUUGGAAAUCGUCUGACACAGCUUCUAUACGUGCAUCUCCGCACAUGCAACAUGCGCCUUAAACGCCUUUCCCACGACGUGCAGAAAGUGGGUGCGGUACUAUCCGGGACCUAUUCUUCCACAGCACCAACCCAGUCUCCCCCGUCUCAUCCCACACUUGUCCACCACUCACACUGCAACGCGGAUCCAGCUUGCUCUGCCACGGAAUUCGUAUCCAUGACUUCAAUCCAACAUAGGUACUCUCACUCACCCUUCACAUCAUCAUUCAUGUGUGUACCCUGCACGCUAUGGCCCGAUGGCGUGAGCUUGGCCCUCUCGGAUUCCUGUAAUGGCUCCAUCAGAUGACAUGGUACGCGUCAGCCGCCAUAUCACUCCCACAUUAAUCCUCUUGCCGAAGGAACACAUCCUUCGAACACAUCUUCGACCCCCCCAAAAAAAGCAAGUACAGUACCGAAUUGUCAAGCAAGACCGCAAGCAGUAGCAGCAGCAGCAGCAGCAGAAAUGUCAUCUCUCUUCAGCUGUUGGGGUGCACUGAGCCACUGCAUUCUUCCCCAAGACAUGCACAAUCACCAUGAUAGUAUCAACGAGUCUUCUGCCCUUUUGUACAACCACCACCACUACAACAACAAUAACAAGAAGAAGAGAUCAUCCUCCUCCUCCGUUCCCCUACCCCACUUCUCCUCGGACGAACCAGAAAAGAAUCAUCCUCCUUACCCUCUUCCCACCAGACCUACGCAAAAGAAAGAAGGUUGGUGGUGUAUCGAAGUUCAGCAAAAGGAGAGAGGGGAGGAGGUAUUGGAGAAUGACGAUGAUGACGAUGAUGCUGAUGGCGGCGAGAGAAGAAGAAGGAGAAGAGAGGAGAAGAUGAAGACGAAGAUUAAAAUGAAAAUCAAAGAGAAGGAGAAGAACAAGAACAAGAAGGUCAAGGUGAAAAAGGCGUGUGAUGAUUCUCCUUCACCGCUGCAGUUACUACAUGUACCUUCUUCUUCUCCGGUGUUGUGGCCAGGAGGGAGAAGUUUGGAAUUGGGUGAGAUUUCGAGGGUGAUGAUGAUGGGGAGUCGGUAGAUUUUUUUUGACGGGGAGGUUUGUCUCAACUUUGAAAUGGGGUUUUGGGGAUUGAUGAUGAUGACGAUGAUGAUGACAAUGAUGACAAUGAUGACAAUGAUGAUGAUGAGAAGGAUGAUUUGGAAGUUCUGACAGGUGAAUUCGAAAGUUCCUCGUUGUUUGGGUUACAGGUACAUGUAUCGGCAACCUGAGGUUUGUCAUUUUUGAUAAAGUAGUCGAUGUGGCUGGCCCGUCUAGCAUGGAAGUCAAGUACCUCCUAGGUAUUGCGGAACAACAAGAAUGGAAAGGAGAAAGAACAAGGCUGCUAUAACAUGAAAAUAAAUCGCUGGUCGUCUUCAUCUGCCUUUCUUUUCUUUCUGCAUAGAACAGCUCACAUGAUGUAUGGAGGAAAAGAAGCAAAA